Messenger RNA from Zootoca vivipara (common lizard), 8077 nucleotides. The record is from RefSeq and is a predicted model, not a curated record. NCBI's taxonomy places the organism in Eukaryota, Metazoa, Chordata, Lepidosauria, Squamata, Lacertidae.
CACUUUGAACUGUGCUCGGAAACGUACUGGGAGCCAAUGUAGAUCUUUCAAGACCGGUGUUAUGUGGUCUCAGCAGCCUCUCCCAGUCACUAGUCUAGCUGCCGCAUUCUGGAUUAGUUGUAGUUUCCUGGUCACCUUCAAAGGUAGCCCCAUGUAGAGCGCAUUGCAGUAGUCCAAGCGGGAGAUAACCAGAGCAUGCACCACUCUGGCGAGACAGUCUGCGAUUUAGUAGAUGUGAGCCACGUGUUCAAUGUCUAGCGGACACAUUUUUUUUUCCAGGCAAAAGCUGCAGGCAUCACAGGAAGAGUAUAUUGCCAGAAGGGUGUGUCUGAAUCUGACCCAGUGUGGAAUUUCAGCUCAUUGCCUCAGGUGGGCAUGGGGAACAAGUGGCCUUCCAGAUGUUGCUGAACUACAACUCCCAUUAUCCCUAGCCAUGCUCUCUGACACUGAUGGGAGUUGUAGUUCAGCAACAUCUGGAGAGCCACGAGUUCCCAACACCAGACCUAAGGGAAUUGCCUACUGGAGGAGGGAGCAGGGGACUUUCCAAGUUCUCAUUGAGGUGGUAAAUCUGUAUCUAGGAGAAGCACUUUCACCCUUGCUUUCUACAUGCAGGGAUAUAUAUAUAUAUAUAUUUGUUGCCUUAGAGAGGAGUAUUCCUACACACUCCUUGACCACUGUGAUUUAAACUUGGACACAGGUUUUCCUUCUCCCGGUGCUGUAAUUAGUUUACUCACCUGGGCGGAUGGGAACCUGUUGUUGUACUUCAGCUCCCAUCAGCCCCAGCCACUAAGUUCGGUGAUAGGGAUGAUGGGAACUGUAGUCCAACCACAUCGAAGACCCACAGGUAGAAUCCUAAAUUGUGGAGUUGGAAGGGAUCCCGAGGGUCAUCUAUUCCAACCCUCUGCAAUGCAGGAUGCUGUUAAUGCACUCUUGAGUAUCAUUGCAUGUGAAUUAUACCCGGCACUUGGAAUUUUAAAUUCCCUUGUAAGGAAGGGUGUUUGGAAGGCAGGGAGAAAAGCAGCACCAUAGGGGAAGAGCAGAGGCUGGCACAGGGCAACACAGCUACUUCUUGGGGAAUUGCAGCACCUUUUGCAUGCAUAUAGAAUCCCACCCCUGCCCCGCCCCAAGUUUCUAGUCCUUUUGUGGGUGAUUUCUAGUGAAGUUUCCAGAAAGUUGGCUGAAUAGUGAACUGGGGAGGUAUCGUGAGUGUCUCUGUUCCUUGCCCACCUCCCUUAAUUAGAAACAGAGCAUAUGCAGUGUAAGUUUUCAUCAGAGCAGGGUUGAUGAAUCUGUGGCCCUCCAGAUCUGUGGCCCUCCGUCAGCCCCAGGCCAGCAUGGGAGUUGUAGUUCUGGCAGCACCUGGAGAGCAAGUGGUUCCCCACCUUUGCCCUAAAAGUCUUGGCACUCUCUUGUUUUUGAACACCUGCUGCCUCUUGUGUCCUCUUGCAGUCCUGAAUGCAAAUCUGCGCUUUGCAGAACCGACUGUUAUUAGUGUCCAAUCUUUUUAUUAUUAGAGAUCUGUUUCAUGCUGCUGACCAUCGUGAUUAAUGGAACCUCCAUGUUCAGUGGGAGAAUAUAUCCGAAACUCAGAAGGUGUGUGUGUGUGGGGGGGGCAGCAAUGGGAGAGGGCUGUUGUCUGUCUUCUCCGCUUGUUGUGUGUUUCCUGGAGGUAUGAGAUAGCUCAGUUGGUAGAGCACGAGGCUCUCUUAAUCUCAGGGUCGUGGGUUCAACCCCCACUUACGGCAAAACAUUCCUGCGCUGCAGGGGGUUGGACUAGAUGACCCUCGUGGUCCCUUCCAUCCCAACAAUGCUAUGAUUCUGUUAUAUCUGGCAGACCAGUGAGAGAGAACUGAUGAUGAACUAGAAGGAUGCCUGCCUGAUCCUGCUGGGCUCCUUUCAAGUUCAUGCGCUGUGAUGUACUCCCAAGCCUUCAGCUGCAGAUGGUUUAUAAACUUAAAGCUGCUUUAGCUCUUCUUCUUUUGGUUGCUCAGUUUUAUUCCCAGCAUCUCCAAAGGGGGAUGGGUAAGUGGGUUGCUUUGCUCUCGAAUGCUUCAUCACACAUAAGGGGAGAGCCUGGCUUUGGCUUCUGAGAACCUGAGUCCUGACAAAAUUGCUGAAAAAAGCCCAACUUUGAUGGGUGAUUUACAACUGGGAGGCUCUUGUGUCUUGGGAAUCACCAGUCCUCAUGGCUCAAUGAUAAAAAUAAAAAUAAUAAACUGGAAUGUUGCAAGCAAUUCUUUUUUAAAAUAAUAAUACCGGUAAUAAUAAUAAAAGCCGAGAUUGUUCCUCCAGCAGCUAAGACCAGGGCAUUGCACCUGCUUUGUCUCAAUGCAGCCGCCUUCCCUCGCCCUCCUCGCAUGCUUCGGGUGCCUCGCACUCAGCUUACCUUCUGCUUUCUUACUUCUGGAAAGUGUCCUGGGUUCCCCUUGGAGAGACCUCAAGAUGCCAUCAUCGUUAAAUGGCAGUAGAAGAAAUCCCUGCAGAUUUUCCUCUGCGUGAGAGAGUGAAUCUUUUUGGAAAACUCUGUAAGCACAUUGUCAUCAUAGCCUAGUUCCCAGUGAAGUGGGGCAAACCUGUGUCUGUGCUGUACCCCUCCAGACUUGUGGGUUGGGGAGGGCAACAAAGACCUCUUCCCCCGCAUGCAGAAAAAGAGCGGGUCAGGCUCUUUCCCCACAUGCAGGCUUUUUGCAUGCGGGGAGUGUAUGGAAGAUCGUUCUGACACGUAAGCCUCCCCGCUCAAAGUCUGAGGGGUACAGCCGGGACACAGGCUUGCCCCCACUUCUCUGAGAACUAGACCUCGGAGCUGAUAUUCUUGGUUAUACACUUCCAACCUUGGGAGGACAAGUCCGUGCCCUUGGAGACACCCACACUCUGCUGGCUGCCAAUGUAAACUCUGAGAGUGUUCUGCAGCAAGCAGCUCUCUGAAUGGGCAGCUGUUUACCCCUGACAUUCCAGCCACAAGGCCUGCAGAUUCUCCUCUGUUAAGGUGUAAUUGCUGAGGAUCUGCAAAAUGGCGCUCCGCUUCCGCACCUUGCUGCCCUUUGCCAUCCCUGGAGUGCUGGCGCUCAUUGGGUGGUGGUGGUUUUCUUCACGCAAAAAGGAGCGUGUGAGCAAUCACGACAGGCGAGACUUGGCCAGCGUAGAAGAACACAGGAUAGGCUCCCCCAAGAAAGAGCCUUCCGCUAGAGAAGGGGUGCCGUUGAACAGCCAGCCGCCCCUGCCCCCAGAAGCCAAGCGGCCUGCUGAACCAGCCUUUACCGUCGAGUCUUCAGCAAGCCUGCAGGCCCCUUUGGAAAGCGGCACUUGGCACUGGGAUCCCCCAAGAGACCAGCCUGUCACGGCAAAAGCAACCAUUGAAUCUGACAAGGUUCAGGACGACAGUGAAAAACUGGAAGUGGCGGGGUGCCGAGGUGUACCUAGAUCCGCCGCACAGGAGCCUUCCCUUCCGGGCGCUCAGAUAGCCGACGAUACCUGUGCUGGUGAAGCUUCUAUCGAGAGGCCAUUGGAAGCCACUCGAGUGGCAGACCGGGUGCCAUUGCCAGUCUCGACGGCAGCAGCUCUGCUAGAGGAGUCUUCUAGUUUGGAGAAGUUUGGGGAUAGCAGUUUGGAGGAGGUGGUCCAAGAUGAUGCACCAAAGAAGACUUUGAAAGAAGGCCUCUGUUCUGUAGCAGCUGCCUCCUCAGAUGCAGGCUCUUUGGCCGCCCCAUGCUCCCAGGUGGCAGAUGAUGCUGUUUCUCAACCCUCUGUGGAUGCCACUGGAAAGGAAGAGAUCAGUGGCGUCUGCGCUGGUGCAGCGGCCACAGAGAUGGAAGCGGAGGCUAAAUGCGUCGAACCUGCUAGUGCAGAAUUGGCCCAGAAAGAAGAGACGUCCGGUUCGAACGCUGGUAGUAUUUUGAAGCGCCAUGGAUUUGGAGAUGUUGGCUGUAAGGGGAGUUUGGAGAAAGCGAGGGUGAGAGGCAUCAGCUUAGACAAAGAAGAAGUUGAGAAGAUUGAGCAGGUUGCCAUACAUAUAAUUUCCAACGUCAUCCAGGCAGCCACCGAGGAAGUGCUUUCUGGGUCGGUCAACGACAUGUCGGAAAGGAUCUCUCAGAUGGCCAGCCGGGUGGAGAAGAUCUCCGUGGCAGCUGCUGGCCAGGCAGAGUGCAGCAAGGGCCAUGGCUGUGCCGCUGAGAAAGUGGCGCCCGUAGAGGUGACUCCCCUGCUGGAAGAGAACGUCAACCGCCACGCCAUGUACUCGAGCCACUUGACGCACGGCCUCUUGGGAAACCCAAGCCAUGGCCUCCCCAGGGACUCCAGAAGCGCCGAGCAGCCUGCCAGCGACCCAGCCGCAAACCACGAGGACGAGUUGGAAGACGCUCAGACGAUGACGGAAGAUUCUGGCUGCAGCGCCUGCACCUCGGAAGACGGGGCGAGUGCAGAGGACCUCUUGAAAAGCACCUCCUCUCCCGCUUUGGGGCAGCGACUGGAUUUGCUGAACAUGCCCGCACUCAAAGACUCGGAACACAAGCUGGUGUCCAGCAAAAAGCCUCCCUCCUCCCCUACGCUAGCGGAGAACAAAGUGCCGUACAGCAAUGGAGUGCUGAAGGAAGACUGCCCUCAUCGGAGGCACGGCCAGCCGUGGUCAGCAGAAACGGAUGCAGACAACUCAGGGGGUUCGGAUGUAAAUAGCAUGGAUUCAGUGGACAUUGGCUGUGCCCACAGAAAUAAGGACAGCUGCCAGCAUUCGAAGACCGGAGCAGAUUCUAAUAAGACAGAGCUUGUUAUCUGGGAGAUCGAGGUACCAAAGCAUUUAGUCGGACGGCUGAUUGGGAAGCAGGGGAGGUAUGUCAGCUUCUUGAAACAAACGUCCGGUGCCAAAAUCUACAUUUCCACGCUACCUUACACCCAGGACUUCCAGAUCUGCCAUAUAGAAGGCUCUCAGCAAAAUGUCGACAAAGCCCUGAGCCUGAUCGGCAAGAAGUUCAAGGACCUGAGCCUCACCAAUAUUUAUGCGCCACCACCUCCCCCGCUGCCAGUGCAUUCUCUCCCCAUGACCUCCUGGCUCAUGCUUCCCGAUGGGGUCACGGUGGAAGUGAUUGUGGUCAACCAAAUCAACGCAGGACACUUGUUUGUGCAGCAGCACACGCACCCCACUUUCCACGUACUCCGUAGUCUAGACCAACAGAUGUACCUCUGCUAUUCGCAACCAGGCAUUCCAACCAUGCCGACACCGGUGGAGGUUGGCGUUGUCUGUGCUGCGCCAGGCAUGGAAGGUGCCUGGUGGCGAGCGCAAGUGAUCGGCUACUUUAAAGACACCACUGAGGUGGAGAUCAGAUACGUGGACUAUGGUGGAUACGAGAGAGUCAAGAUUGACACGCUCAGGCAGAUCAGGUCUGACUUUGUAACACUACCUUUCCAAGGAGCAGAGGUCCUCUUGGACAACGUAGUGCCACUUCCAGAUGACGAUCAUUUUUCAUCUGAGGCGGACACAGCUGUUAGUGAAAUGACCAGAGGUACACCUUUGCUUGCACAGGUGACAAAUUAUGACAGUGCAACAGGCUUGCCCUUAAUACAGCUGUGGAGCAUGAUGGGAGAAGAGUUGGUGUCUAUAAACCGAACCUUGGUGGAAAGAGGGUUUGCGCAGUGGAUCGAAAGCUACUAGGAGAGUUCUUGGCUGUCUUUCCUGUCUUUGACUAAUCUUUCCUCUCCCCCUCCCUACCUUAUCCUUUACCCACCCCCUCUUUUUUUGGCACUGUUUCAGAAUUGGGUUUGGCAAUCUUCCCUCCUCCCCGCCCCAGCAUAUGUCACUUCCGCUUUAAGUCUGUUUUGAUGUAUUCAUUCGACGGAAACAGUCUAUUUAUCAUACCUCAUUUUGCAGAAAAGCAAGGAGUUGAACCAUAAGCCAUAAAAAUACUGCAGCUUUAAAAUGCAGCUCUUUAUUUUGCCCCCCCCACCCCCACCUCGAUCUGGGUCCAAAAGCAAAAUCUAAACAAAACUUUAAUGAAGGGGAAAAAGAAAUGUCUGGGGAGGGUUGUAUAACACUUGUCCUCGGAGAAUUUAAGCUGUGUGUUGAACACAACCCAGUUUUCUAAAUUGGCUGCCUUAACAUGAAGAUGAUGACUAUGUGGAAGUAAAAUUUGUUUUCAGACCUAGCCCCCUCACAGACACAAAAAGAGGGGAAAAAAUCCUGUGGUGAUCGAUCUGAAUUUUGGGCGCAUGGCAUAGACCUGUGCUUUCAAACAGCAAAAGCAAGUCGUCUUCAGCUGUGCUUUGGGAAGCUGAAGGACUGAAUGAACAGAUAGCGCUCAUUACAGUAUAUUGUUGACUUUUUAAAAUUACAGCUGUUUUCACAAGAGAUGGAAAACACUGCUUUGCAGACCUCCUUAAAAAUCAUGUGAUUAAGUGAACCACUACAGCUGCAGCUGUCUUAAAUCCCUAGAUCAUGUUUAACAACAACAAAAUUGAUUGCCAAGCCUGAUUGUAAUUCGUAACUGUUUUUCUAGAUGUGCAAAAACCCUAUGUAAAUAUAUAUAAAAUCAUUGUAAUAUUUUGUACAAGAGGAAAAAAAAAUACUGGAGAACUAAAAAGGGAACCUCAAAGAAAAUCAGUUUUUUUUCUUUUUUGCCACACCAAAAUGUCCUCUGUAGGUAGAAAACGGUUUGGGGCGUGUUGUUGGCAGCUAAGCAUUAGAAGGUAUGAGGAGGAUCCUUCAUAGGCUCUUGUGUACAGGAUGGCUUUUCUCUAGCUUGCUGUAUGGUAGGAACAGUAAUCAAUGGACUCUGCUACUUUUUUUGCUGUACAGAUCUGACAUAAAGGGGGGGAAAGUUAACAUUUGGAAUUAAUAUUGCAGUGGUGUGUCUCAAUUUAUUUCUUUUGCUCCUUUUUAGAUUGGUUUCAAAUGUGGAAUUAAAAAGAAAAUCAAGUAAUUUAAGCUAAUUUAAUACUAUUAAAAUAUAAAUGAAUCUAAACAUGGCCGUUGAGUUGGGAGUUAUUAAUUACUGGUGGGGGGAAGAAGCCUGGGACUACUUUUUGUAUUUAGACCACCAACUACAGUUUUUUUCAGAUUUGCCUUCUCAUAUAAAAUAUCCGGCACAAUUCCUGUUCCUAAGAUAUUGUAGGACACCUUGUAUGUGAAAACAAGUUGAUAACGUUCGACAAUUAAAUGCCUCCAAAUGCAAGGAACUUGUAUUGAAUUGUUUUGAUAAGAUGCUUGCCUAUCUCUUCAAAGACUUGAGUCUCUGUAUUCAAAUGGUCACAUUAGAAGCUGCUUUUGGGCAACUUCAGAGAUUCUCUAGGAUGGGAGUGGGGGACAUGUAGUCCUUCAGAUGUUGCUUAUCAUCUAACCAUUGGCCAUGCUUGAGUUCAGUGAAAUUUGAAGGACUACAUACAAGUUCCCCACCCCUGCUGCAGAAAGCUGUGUGUAAUUAUAUGGAAAAAUGAGUGUUGGGUGUAGCUGCCUUUUGCUGGAUCCAUUCCAUGUGGGCUCUAGGAUUUGCUUUCUUAAUAAAAGUUUAAGUAUGUCUAAAGGAAGGCUCAGCUGCUAAAUUUGCUUAAAUUUGUUCAGAAGAUCUAGAAUACAUUACCACUGUCACCCCCUGAAUUAUAGUAUACUUUUUUGUGUGUGAAGCACCUGGGGAAAUAGUUCUAAUAUGCCUUCAUUUCCACACUUCCUUCUGCUCUGGAUACAAAUGGUAUGAAAACGGGGAUGCAAAAACAAAACAGCCCUGGGGAUAGAAUCCAACUUCCUGAGAAUCAUUUAAUUUCAAGGCUUCAUGAAUGCAAAAGUACUCCGGCAAGCAAAUGGACAAGUAACAUUUUUGACUGGCUGUGGGUGCGUCUUCAGUGCCUCAGCAUAUUAAAACUGGGAUAAAAAUAUACAAAAUAAAGAGCAUGGAAACUCCCAUAAAACUACACGGGUUCAAAAAUCUUCGAUGUCGCCCUCUUCCCACCUGUUACCAGCAAUGUGUUUUAAAGCCUGUUUGCAAUUUUGAUACAAGGUCAAGCAUCAAAACUUUAGCUGUACAGAGUUCCUUGAUCAGUGAGAGCACUAUUGACAAGUGUUCGGAUUUCUGCUUAUAAAAUCUUGUUGCUAAAAACA